GGAAAAAUAGAAAAAAAAAAAUUUCCCCGUGUUUAGAGAGCUAAAGGGACAGAACCCGUCGCUUAUAACAAGGGAGAAAACAAACCAAGCGUUUUAUUAUUUCAACAAAUUUCACCAGCGAGCAGGGUGUUCAGCGUUGACGAUCACCUACGAACAUUGCAAUGGGAUACAUAUUUCUCUAAAUUUUCCAGCACUAUUGACGCGAAGUUGGACAAGGAAUCGAACUCACGACUAGCGGAUGUUGUUGACUUUACAAGAUGCAAACACCAAGGUUCAUUGAUUAGAGGUUUGGCGACGCGUACCAAGCGCAACGUAUGCGGUGUUUGGUUUUAAAACACCCGAUAUCGGUGAAAAGGAACUUCACGAACGGAUUUUAGUUACUGGAAAAAUUGACUUGAUUCUUUACGAAAUGUUGAAAAACAUGGAAAAGUUUUAAUAAAUUAUUUUUUUAUUAUAAAUAUCAUUUACAUUUAAUUUUGUGAAAUGGUGAAUUUUUCGUUUAUCGGCCUGUGAAAUUGUGGAUAUAAAAUUUAUUUUGCUGAUAUAUUUUAACUAUUUGCUUUGACAAAAAAACAAAGUGGUUAUAUAUUUUUUUUUGUUUGUUCCGCUUUAAAUAAAAUACGAAAAUUGUAACCAUGGCAACAGACGACUCCUCCCUGCCUUCAAAGACAUCCGGCUCCCCGUCCUCGGUGCCGUGCCUAUCGCCCGGCCUUAACACAACGACGCCCAAAUCCCCGGCGCCCAAACCUGCCUCGGCCGCCCCGGCGCCCUUAAAAAAAUCCUCCUUCUCCAUCAGUAGUAUCUUAGGCGAGGAUAAAACAGACUCGGGCGACCGGCGCGAUAAGAACAGGGACGACAAGGACGAGGACGCCAGCGACAGGACUAAGGACAGCAGCAAGGAGGCCGUCGUGACCAGCAUCUCAGAUCUCUACCAGAGGUUCCAGCUCUACUCCGACCACGCCCGUCUGGCCCCGGGGCUGGCCUCCAGGGCGGCCAGUUACGGACUCUGGUACCCCUGGUACCCUGGUCUUAUCGCCUCACAACAUCCCGACGGUCUCAUAGCCUCUCAGCAUCCUGAUGGCUCACACCCCCUGGGGCCUAGGAUGCGACCCCCCUCACCAAAGGCGUCCUCUUCCCCCCUCUCCUCCAGGGGCGGAAGUCCCGAGCCCCACCACCACGAGUUUCUCGAGGACCGGGGUAGCGAGCGAGCCUGCUCCCCCUCCUUUAAGCGCCCCGCCGCCGACAUGUACGACUCGGCUGACGACGACAACGACAGCAAUAGAGGCGGAGGGAAGGAGGACAGCAAUAACAGCAAAGACGACAGUGAUGAUGAGGAGAGGAGGAAACAGAGGAAAAAGAAAACGAGGACUGUGUUCUCUAGAAGUCAGGUGUUCCAACUGGAGUCUACAUUCGACAUGAAGCGGUACCUGUCUAGCUCUGAGAGGGCGGGGCUGGCAGCGACCCUACACCUGACUGAAACACAGGUGAAGAUUUGGUUCCAGAACCGUCGAAAUAAAUGGAAGCGUCAGCUGGCCGCCGAGAUGGAGGCGGCCAACCUCUCCCAGAGGGCGUCACACCGCAUGGUGCGCGUCCCCGUGCUCUACCACGAGAACAACUUCCCCCCGCCCCACACCCGCCCCGACUCCCUCCACUCGGGCAGCUCGCCCCCCAUCAAUCCGUCCUUGUCGUCCUCGCUCUCCUCCCCCCUCCCCUCCACCCUCACCUCCUCCCUGAGCCCCCUGUGCUACCCCCACCACUACCCUCACAUCUCCUCCCUACGGUCCCUCCACGGGGCCGUCUGA
This is a messenger RNA of Physella acuta, 1802 nucleotides long. Its product is annotated as homeobox protein HMX3. Gene Ontology annotation, molecular function: RNA polymerase II transcription regulatory region sequence-specific DNA binding; DNA-binding transcription factor activity, RNA polymerase II-specific. Gene Ontology annotation, cellular component: nucleus. The record is from RefSeq and is a predicted model, not a curated record. Gene Ontology annotation, biological process: regulation of transcription by RNA polymerase II. Lineage: Eukaryota; Metazoa; Mollusca; Gastropoda; Physidae.